CUCAACUGAUUCGACGAUAUCCGACGAUAUACUCGUACUACUGUCCAAAUGACUGUCAUUGUAUCAAAGUGACGGAAAAUCUCAGAGUUUACUGUCGAACUGUCCGUAAGAACAGUUUUCCGACUUCCUGUUACAAAGAAAUGCUUAAUCAUUAUCAAUUAAAUAGUUCUCGUUGCCGGUCGGUAUUGUUUAUAUGGCUCAGCUUUAUUGUCACUCCCGUUUUUGGUACCCUUCGGUAUUAUGGAUCAUACCUUUCUUACGGAUCUGGGGAUACGAUAAUAUCGACUUUUCAUGCGCAUCAAGGAAAAAGUGCUACAGAUCGAAAGUGGCAUGUGGAAUGUCUUGAUGGAGAAGCCAUGAUCGGUUUGCAAGAUUGGUUCAAUGACUUCCAGAAAAUUGAAUCCGUUUGGUGCAGAUUUAUUUUUCCAUUCAAACCGCCCACAAACGGAAUGUACCCUUAUUAUCCACAGUGCUUCCCCCGAAACUACACGUCCCAAUUUUUUUGCUUCGAUCCUCAGCAGAUUCAACGCACUGUGAAUUCAUUUAUUACAGGGCUCUGGGACGAUGAUUUCCAGUUUUUUGUGAGCCGAACGAGGCUGGAUGAUACUCAGCUGUAUAAGUGCUGCCGAGUGCCACCGGGAUAUUAUAUUGACUACGUUAGCUGCUACUAUAUGCCGACGCAUGACCAGUACUGGGAAUACUACGAUUCUUUACAACAUGCCAUCGUUUAUUGCGCCAGCGGCUAUGUCAUGACGGGAAUAUCGAAGAAGAUCAAUCCAUUUGAUGAAGAGUACCAUAUAGAAUGGAUUCAGUGCUGCCGCAUUGGUUUUGGUGGAGCUGGUAAAAUGCCUCCUCCAACACGUAUUCAGCGCUCAGUAGACACGGAAGACGAAGACAUCGACCUUCACCAGGACGCACUAGCUACGCUUCGACUUCCAAAGAACUAUUCUGCAUUUUUCAGGCAACCGACCAAUAAACUUUUACCAGAAUCGGACGAAUAUUUAUUUGAUGGUUUUAGCAUAUCACCACGUGUUAUUUUGUAAAGUGUUAGCAUUUCUGUUCGACAGGAUUUUCCUACAUAUUGUUAAUUCGGUAGCAAACUUUCAGUACACUUUACUCCGGAAAGUGUAAAUUUGAAAUGAACUAAGAGACCUGUUGUUUUUUUUAUUUUUUUUAAUAUGAGGCAGAACCUAAGCAUCAGCCGCAGUUCGUUCUGUGAUGAGAGAGUGCAUGAAAAUGCUUCUUGUUUGCUUACAAUUAUGUAAUUCGAACUUUGUCCUUAAAUUGCUGAACC
This is a messenger RNA of Paramacrobiotus metropolitanus, 1294 nucleotides long. RefSeq lists its product as uncharacterized. The transcript is spliced from 10 exons. NCBI's taxonomy places the organism in Eukaryota, Metazoa, Tardigrada, Eutardigrada, Parachela, Macrobiotidae. The record is from RefSeq and is a predicted model, not a curated record. The coding region runs from base 141 to 1043 and encodes 300 amino acids.